This is a messenger RNA of Chrysochloris asiatica (Cape golden mole), 1093 nucleotides long. RefSeq names its product melanin-concentrating hormone receptor 2 (gene MCHR2). The transcript is spliced from 5 exons. NCBI's taxonomy places the organism in Eukaryota, Metazoa, Chordata, Mammalia, Afrosoricida, Chrysochloridae. Gene Ontology annotation, biological process: neuropeptide signaling pathway. The coding region runs from base 1 to 921 and encodes 306 amino acids. Gene Ontology annotation, cellular component: membrane; neuron projection. The record is from RefSeq and is a predicted model, not a curated record. Gene Ontology annotation, molecular function: G protein-coupled receptor activity; neuropeptide binding.
AUGAGCCUGUCCGAGGAGAGGGAAAGCAGAAGUAGUACAUCAGAACCUGGAGGUCAGGUGGAUGCACUGGCAACUGGGAGGUCAAGAAAAAAAACAAUUCCUGACAUUUAUAUCUGCAAUCUGGCUGUGGCCGAUUUGGUCCACAUCAUUGGGAUGCCUUUUCUUAUUCACCAGUGGGCCCAAGGAGGAGAGUGGGUAUUUGGGGGCCCUCUCUGCACCAUCAUCACAUCUCUGGACACAUGCAACCAGUUUGCCUGUAGUGCCAUCAUGACUGUAAUGAGUGUGGACAGGUACUUGGCUCUUGUCCAACCAUUUCGACUUAGGAGCUGGAGAACAAGGUAUAAGACCAUCUGCAUCAAUUUGGGCCUCUGGGCAGCUUCCUUUAUUUUGGCAUUGCCUGUCUGGCUCUAUUCAAAAGUCAUCAAAUUUAAAGACGGCGUCGAGAGUUGUGCUUUUGAUUUAGCAUCCCCUGACGAUGUACUCUGGUAUACACUUUACUUGACAAUAACAACUUUCUUUUUCCCUUUACCUUUGAUUUUGGUGUGCUAUAUUUUAAUUUUAUGCUAUACUUGGGAGAUGUAUCAGCAAAAUAAGGAUGCUGGAUGUUACAAUCCCAGUAUUCCAAGGCGGAGAGUGAUGAAUCUGACCAAGAUGGUGCUGGUGCUGGUGGCUGUAUUUAUUCUGAGUGCUGCUCCCUAUCAUGUGAUACAACUGGUGAACUUGCAGAUGAAGCAGCCCACUCUGGCCUUCUAUGUGGGCUAUUACCUCUCCAUCUGUCUUAGCUAUACCAGCAGCAGCAUUAACCCUUUCCUCUACAUCCUGUUGAGUGGAAAUUUCCGAAAGCGCCUGCCUCAGAUUCAAAGGAAGGUGACUGAGAGGAAAAUCAACGAUAUGGAAAAUACUCUGAAAUCAAGCUUUUAGGAGAACAUGUGGAUCACUGAGAGUCUAGAUAGGCUUGUCUUUGUUAUUGGAAUUAUUAGAAAAGCAGAUAAGAUAGUGUGUGUGUGCCAUUAUUCUUGUGUACUUGUGACUCAUAGCAUCAUGGAACAGAAUUGUAACCAGCCAUUCCAAUGCAAUGAGUUUAAUGCUAACU